Ilex paraguariensis (yerba mate) is the source of this 237-nucleotide messenger RNA. Lineage: Eukaryota; Viridiplantae; Streptophyta; Magnoliopsida; Aquifoliales; Aquifoliaceae. The record is from the annotation of a GenBank genome assembly.
AUGCAAGGCAAAUUGAAGACCACCGUCCGCACUUGGGUUGAAGGUGCUAGAGAAGUUGCAUAUCAUGCCGAAGAUGUUCUUGAGACUUACGUUGUCAAAGUUCAAUCCAAGAGGAAGGGAGGUAUCCUAAACAUUCUCAAAAGAUACGCCUGCUUAUUGAAUGAAUGUAUUGUAUACUCCUUCACAAGGGGUGGUCUAGGCAAGACCACACUCUUGCUUACAAUCACCCAAAUGUAA